CCUGUGGCCACUGAAAUCCAACUCACCCAUGCCUAUUUCUGGUAAUGGAUGAACUUGAUGCUAAUGUGAGUUCCAAGGAGGGUUUCGGGUCAGUGGAGAAAGUUGUGCUGCUUACGUUUCUUUCGGCGGUUAUCCUGAUGGCCAUCUUGGGGAACCUGCUGGUGAUGGUGGCUGUGUGCAGGGACCGGCAGCUCAGGAAAAUAAAAACCAAUUAUUUCAUUGUAUCUCUUGCCUUUGUGGAUCUGCUGGUUUCGGUGCUGGUGAUGCCCUUUGGUGCCAUCGAGCUGGUUCAAGACAUUUGGAUUUAUGGGGAGAUGUUUUGCCUUGUCCGGACAUCUCUAGACGUCUUGCUCACCACAGCUUCGAUUUUUCACCUGUGCUGUAUUUCACUGGAUAGGUAUUAUGCUAUCUGCUGCCAGCCUUUGGUGUAUAGGAACAAGAUGACCCCUCUGCGCAUCGCACUAAUGCUGGGAGGCUGCUGGGUCAUUCCCAUGUUUAUCUCUUUUCUCCCUAUAAUGCAAGGCUGGAAUAACAUUGGCAUAAUUGAUUUGAUAGAAAAAAGAAAGUUCAACCAGAACUCUAACUCUACGUACUGUAUCUUCAUGGUCAACAAGCCCUAUGCCAUCACCUGCUCUGUGGUGGCCUUCUACAUCCCGUUCCUCCUCAUGGUGCUGGCCUAUUAUCGCAUCUAUGUCACAGCUAAGGAGCAUGCCCACCAGAUCCAGAUGUUGCAGCGGGCAGGAGCCCCCUCAGAGGGCAGACCCCAGCCAGCAGACCAGCACAGCACACAUCGCAUGAGGACAGAGACUAAAGCGGCCAAGACCCUGUGCAUCAUCAUGGGUUGCUUCUGCCUUUGCUGGGCUCCAUUCUUUGUUACCAAUAUUGUGGAUCCUUUCAUAGACUACACUGUCCCUGAGCAGGUGUGGACCGCUUUCCUCUGGCUCGGCUAUAUCAAUUCUGGGUUGAAUCCCUUUCUCUACGCCUUCUUGAAUAAGUCUUUUAGACGUGCCUUCCUCAUCAUCCUCUGCUGUGAUGAUGAGCGCUACCGAAGACCUUCCAUUCUGGGCCAGACUGUCCCCUGUUCAACCACAACCAUUAAUGGAUCCACACAUGUGCUAAGUGGCUGUUCAUCUGUCUCCAGCUUCUUCCUGCUCUUCUGCAAUAGACCAGUUCCUGUCUAACUUUGAACAUGCUCUGUACACAGUUCUGCACAGUGGUCAUCACCAGGAACUGGAGAAAUUGCCCAUACACAAUGACCCAGAAUCCCUGGAAUCAUGCUUCUGAUGGCAGACGUGGCACAUAACUAAGCCAUUCAUUUCCAUUCAUGUUUGCAUGAACAGGACAUUCUGACAUCACUCCUGAUCCUCAUCACCCCUAGUGAGGCACAAGCCAGUGGGGGCCGAGAGCCCAGGAAAGGUACAUGGAAGACAGUGCUGG
This is a messenger RNA of Orycteropus afer afer, 1437 nucleotides long. The record is from RefSeq and is a predicted model, not a curated record. Lineage: Eukaryota; Metazoa; Chordata; Mammalia; Tubulidentata; Orycteropodidae.